Molecule: messenger RNA, 240 nt
Organism: Capronia coronata CBS 617.96
Lineage: Eukaryota; Fungi; Ascomycota; Eurotiomycetes; Chaetothyriales; Herpotrichiellaceae
Exons: 2
Coding region: 1-240 (79 amino acids)
Biological process (GO): copper ion transport
Cellular component (GO): cytosol
Molecular function (GO): metal ion binding; copper chaperone activity
Source: RefSeq, a predicted model, not a curated record
AUGGCGGAACACCACUACAAAUUCAACGUCACGAUGACCUGCGGAGGUUGCUCCGGCGCCGUCGAGCGUGUGCUGAAGAAACUUGACGGGGUCAAGCAGUACAAUGUCUCACUGGAUACCCAGACCGCCGAUGUCACGACCGAAGACUCCGUUUCUUACCAGACGGUUCUUGAGAAGAUAAAAAAGACUGGCAAGACGGUGAACUCAGGAGAGUCGGAUGGCGUCCCGAUGGCUGUUUAA